GGUACGAGAAUUCAUUGUUCUAUUAAGAAACAACACUUGAAGAGAUACGAGAACCAUCUAUCUGUAGGAAGCUGGAAAUUCAUUGAAGAGUUCAACGUUAGCAAUUCAAUUGGACAAUACAGGACUACCAAACAUUGUUACCGGAUUAGUUUUGUCAAAGACACAAUUGUGUCUAAUUCUGUAACCGUGUCAAACUCUGACUUCUUGGACUUGGUCCGUGAUAUGCGUCUAAGUUGUACCUUAUGGAGAAAUUUUGCUGAUCAAAUCGUCGAAGCCACUUCCAAUAAUGAGACUGAAAAACUAAUUUGUCUCAUUAGAUUUGGAAAAAUUAAGGAGUUCAGAGACAUAAAAAGUGUUUCCAACGCUUUUGAUGCCAGUUUAGUCUUUAUUAACCCGUCUGGAGCACAGAUUGACCAGUUUUUGGAUGCGUGA
Thlaspi arvense is the source of this 432-nucleotide messenger RNA. Lineage: Eukaryota; Viridiplantae; Streptophyta; Magnoliopsida; Brassicales; Brassicaceae. The record is from the annotation of a GenBank genome assembly.